GUUCAAAAACUGUUUGUCUGGUUGCCCAAGGCCACGUUUUGUCACCCUGGGAAAAUGGCGAAGGUCAACAUAUGUAACGUUGAAGUUUUGGGCAACCCGUCGUCUUUCUUCGAUCCGUUCCGUUUCCAGAUUACCUUUGAAUGUCAUGAACCCUUGGAAGACGUCUUACACAAAUUUUUCCUAUCUGUCUGCAUAGACCUGGAAUGGAAACUGGUCUACGUGAGCAGUGCAUAUAACGCUUCACUUGACCAGACCCUGGACUCGAUUCUUGUUGGCCCCGUCCCUGUUGGUCGUCAUCAGUUCCUGUUUGAGGCCGAUCCUCCAGAUCCGAAGAAAAUACCCACUGAAGACAUUGUUGGUGUGACUGUCGUGCUCAUACAGGCUUUGUACCGCAAUCAAGAGUUUAUUCGUGUCGGGUACUAUGUGAACAACGAGUACAAGAGAGAAGAGCUCCGUCUCGAGCCCCCGUCAGAACCCAUUUUGGACGAGCUCGAACGGCACAUCAUCGCUAGUGAUCCCCGGGUCACUCGGUUUCCUAUUGACUGGGGUGACGGAUUGUUGGACGGGUGUCCGGAGCCGGUUCAAGUCGAAGAAGAGGAACCUGAGCAACAGCGUACCCUCAUAGAAGAGGAGGAGGAGGAGGAAGAGGAACCUGCUGCUGAACUGUCCGAUGCCGCCGGCGAGGACGGACACCUACAGAUGGAAGAACCGGCAGAGGAGCCCAGCGAAAAUUUGCCCAUCAGCAAUGGUGAAGAACACGGUAGCAGUGCAAUAGCGGAGAAGAUCUCGGCAACAGCCGCAUGUCAGCAAAACAGCAACAGCGGUGUUACUGCCGGCCUACCGUUACAUCAGGUUCAGUCGGCAGCAAUAUCAAUGAAUGGAAUUUGAACUUGUCUAGGAAUCGUGAGCCAAAAUAUUUCCAUUCAUGGCACUUUACGACUACGCAUUUUUGUUUCAUCUGUCAUCAUCAUCUGUCCCAUCCGCCAGAUUGUUCCCUUUUGUACGACCAGUUUGUAAUGUCUCUUAUACAUGUAUAGACAACAUAUCUGACCAUCUGGAACUUCUCGAGUUCAGUUCGGUUAAGCACGUUAAAGUAUCCGCACAUGACAAUAGAGGCGCAUGAACAGAAAUCCCUCUGUAAGUACCCCCUUCAUGAGGAGAACGCGUCCGAUUCCCUCAAGAUGCCA
This is a messenger RNA of Opisthorchis viverrini, 1187 nucleotides long. RefSeq lists its product as hypothetical. The record is from RefSeq and is a predicted model, not a curated record. Gene Ontology annotation, biological process: nucleosome assembly; nucleosome disassembly; DNA replication-dependent chromatin assembly. Bases 55 to 888 code for a protein of 277 amino acids. Gene Ontology annotation, cellular component: nucleus. Lineage: Eukaryota; Metazoa; Platyhelminthes; Trematoda; Opisthorchiida; Opisthorchiidae. Gene Ontology annotation, molecular function: histone binding. The transcript is spliced from 4 exons.